UGGAAAUCAAAUCAAAUCUCAAUUGUCUUUCGCAUUCUAGAAAAAUAAACCCUAAUUCGCAUCAAGAAUGGCUCGUACUAAGCAGACAGCGAGGAAAUCGACCGGAGGAAAGGCUCCAAGGAAGCAGCUGGCGACGAAGGCGGCGAGGAAGUCUGCGCCAGCGACUGGAGGAGUGAAGAAGCCACACAGGUUCAGGCCUGGGACGGUGGCUUUGAGAGAGAUCAGGAAAUACCAGAAGAGCACUGAGUUGUUGAUCAGGAAACUCCCCUUCCAGAGACUUGUGAGAGAAAUUGCGCAGGAUUUUAAGACGGAUCUGCGUUUCCAGAGCAGCGCCGUUGCAGCACUGCAGGAGGCGGCCGAGGCUUAUUUAGUGGGUCUGUUUGAAGAUACUAAUCUCUGUGCUAUUCAUGCCAAGCGUGUGACUAUUAUGCCUAAAGAUAUUCAGCUUGCGCGUAGAAUCAGGGGUGAGAGAGCCUAGAGGGUUAGAUUAUUGUCUGGAUCUUGAAUGUGUAGCAGAUCUACUAUCUAGUGCUUGUUUAAUUAGUUGUCAUACUCUUUAGGUUUUUCUAUCAAUGGAGGUUUUUGUACAUCUUUGAAGAUCUAAUGAAUGGUGAUUUGAACAUUUUGUCAA
Molecule: messenger RNA, 631 nt
Organism: Tripterygium wilfordii
Lineage: Eukaryota; Viridiplantae; Streptophyta; Magnoliopsida; Celastrales; Celastraceae
Product: histone H3.2
Exons: 1
Coding region: 68-478 (136 amino acids)
Cellular component (GO): nucleosome
Molecular function (GO): structural constituent of chromatin; protein heterodimerization activity; DNA binding
Source: RefSeq, a predicted model, not a curated record